Trichoderma reesei QM6a is the source of this 699-nucleotide messenger RNA. Its product is annotated as synthase. The record is from RefSeq and is a predicted model, not a curated record. Bases 1 to 699 code for a protein of 232 amino acids. Gene Ontology annotation, cellular component: cytosol; mitochondrial intermembrane space. Gene Ontology annotation, molecular function: 3,4-dihydroxy-2-butanone-4-phosphate synthase activity. Lineage: Eukaryota; Fungi; Ascomycota; Sordariomycetes; Hypocreales; Hypocreaceae. The transcript is spliced from 2 exons. Gene Ontology annotation, biological process: aerobic respiration; riboflavin biosynthetic process.
AUGCCCUCCACCACCAUAGACCAGAGUCAAUUCGACUCCAUCCCCGACUCCAUCGAGGCCUUCCGUAGAGGCGAGUUCCUCGUCGUCCUCGACGACCCCUCGCGCGAAAACGAAGCCGACCUCAUCAUCGCCGCCGACGCCAUCACCACCGAGCAAAUGGCCUGGAUGGUCCGGCACUCGUCCGGCCUCAUCUGCGCCCCCAUCACCCACGCCCGCGCCGCCGCCCUCGACCUGCCGCCCAUGGUCCAGCACAGCCAGGACCCCCGCGGCACCGCCUACACCGUCUCCGUCGACGCCGCCCACCCUUCCGUCACCACCGGCAUCAGCGCCCACGACCGCGCCCUCGCCUGCCGCGUCCUCGCCGACCCGGCCGCCACCGCCGCCAGCCUGCGCCGCCCAGGCCACGUCCUGCCCCUGCGCGCUGCUCCGGGGGGCGUCCGCGCCAGGAACGGCCACACCGAGGCCGCGACUGAGUUUUGCCGUCUGGCCGGUAAAGUCGAGGCGGGCGUCAUCUGCGAGAUUGUCGACGACGGCGAGGAGGUGCCUGGGCAGGCGGUGCGGAAUAGCCCGGGUAUGCUGCGCGGCGAGGCGUGUAUCGCGUUUGCGAGGAAAUGGGGGCUCAAGGUGUGCACCAUUGCUGAUUUGGUGGCCUAUGUCGAGAAGACGGAGGGCAAGCUGCCCGUCAAUGGAUCAAAUUGA